Astyanax mexicanus (Mexican tetra) is the source of this 5335-nucleotide messenger RNA. RefSeq names its product cryptochrome circadian regulator 3a (gene cry3a). The record is from RefSeq and is a predicted model, not a curated record. The transcript has 14 exons. Gene Ontology annotation, cellular component: nucleus; cytoplasm. Lineage: Eukaryota; Metazoa; Chordata; Actinopteri; Characiformes; Acestrorhamphidae. Gene Ontology annotation, molecular function: FAD binding; DNA binding. The coding region runs from base 87 to 1964 and encodes 625 amino acids. Gene Ontology annotation, biological process: entrainment of circadian clock by photoperiod; circadian regulation of gene expression; negative regulation of DNA-templated transcription.
GAGCCCCGAGCCCCGAAAUACCGAGGGAAGAGAUGGUCCUGUGUUCAGGACUGACAUAACAUUUACAGAAAGGUGACACACUAAAAAUGGCCCCUAAUUCCAUCCACUGGUUCCGGAGGGGCCUGCGUCUUCAUGACAACCCUGCGCUACAGGAGGCAGUGCGGGGGGCAGGCACCGUCCGCUGUGUGUACUUUUUGGACCCCUGGUUCGCCGGGUCCUCCAACCUUGGGGUCAACAGGUGGAGAUUUCUCCUUCAGUGCCUAGAUGAUCUCGACUCCAAUCUUCGGAAACUUAAUUCCCGCCUUUUUGUCAUCCGAGGUCAGCCAGCCAAUGUUUUCCCACGUCUCUUUAAGGAGUGGGAAAUAUCCAGGUUGACUUUCGAAUAUGACUCUGAACCAUUUGGGAAGGAGCGGGAUGCUGCCAUUAAAAAGCUUGCGAUGGAGGCAGGGGUGGAAGUCAUCGUCAAGAUCUCUCAUACACUGUACAAUCUGGACAAAAUAAUAGAGUUAAAUGGUGGUCAGCCUCCACUCACCUACAAGCGUUUCCAGACACUAAUCAGCCGCAUGGACCCACCAGAGAUGCCAGUGGAGACCUUGUCCAGUGCUCUGAUGGGUUGUUGUGUCACACCUAUCUCUGAAGACCAUGGGGACAAAUAUGGCGUGCCUUCAUUAGAAGAGCUGGGGUUUGACACAGAAGGCCUGCCCUCUGCUGUGUGGCCGGGUGGGGAAACUGAAGCGCUAACGAGGAUUGAGAGGCAUUUAGAGCGGAAGGCUUGGGUGGCAAACUUUGAGAGGCCGAGGAUGAAUGCCAACUCCCUGCUGGCCAGCCCCACCGGCCUGAGCCCCUACCUUCGCUUCGGCUGCCUCUCCUGUCGCCUCUUCUACUUCAAACUUACUGACCUCUACAGAAAGGUGAAAAAGACCAGCAAACCUCCCCUCUCCCUGUAUGGCCAGCUGCUGUGGCGAGAAUUUUUCUACACUGCCGCCACCACCAACCCGCGCUUCGACAAGAUGGAGGGCAACCCCAUCUGUGUGCGCAUCCCCUGGGAUAGAAACCCAGAGGCACUGGCCAAGUGGGCUGAGGCAAAGACUGGUUUCCCCUGGAUUGAUGCCAUCAUGACCCAGCUGAGGCAGGAGGGCUGGAUCCACCACCUGGCGCGGCAUGCUGUGGCCUGCUUCCUCACCCGAGGAGACCUGUGGAUCAGCUGGGAGGAGGGCAUGAAGGUGUUUGAGGAGCUCUUAUUGGAUGCAGACUGGAGUGUGAAUGCAGGCAGCUGGAUGUGGCUCUCCUGUAGCUCCUUCUUUCAGCAGUUCUUCCACUGCUAUUGUCCGGUGGGCUUCGGUCGGCGCACUGACCCUAACGGCGAUUUCAUUAGACGCUAUUUACCUGUUCUCAGAGGUUUUCCCGCCAAGUACAUCUACGACCCGUGGAACGCCCCGGAUACGGUGCAGGCUGCAGCAAAGUGCAUCAUCGGAGUCCACUACCCCAAACCCAUGGUGAACCACGCGGAGGCCAGCCGCCUUAACAUCGAGAGGAUGAAGCAGAUCUACCAGCAGCUUUCCCGCUACAGAGGGCUAGGACUUCUAGCCUCAGUGCCAUCUACACAUAAUGGGAACGGGAGUGGCAUAGCCUACUCUCCAGGAGAACAGCAGCCCGGGACCAACACACCAGCAACAACCGUGUCAAGCAGCACUGUUGCCAGCGGUAACAGGACUGGAAGUAUUCUGCUGAACUUUGACAACGAGGAGAACCAGGGACCAAGUGGGAUUCAGCAGCAACAGCAGCGGCUAGUCCGUCUGCUUCAUAAAGGAGGAAGCGUCACAGGUAAGAGGGACAGAGAAUCGGAACGAGACGCUGAAGGAGAAGACGACACCCUCUCCACCGCUCACAAGCUACAGAGACAAAUCGCAGAGAUCACAUCUGUCCACGCAGCCAGUGGGAACCAGUCUGCUAUGAGGAGCUAGAUGAGGGGCAUAUCAGCUGAAGUGAACGCAGCACUGAACCACUGAACACGGCACGUUGUGAACAGUAUCUCAUAAAAACAGCUUUCAGCGCUCUUUGUUAAACAAAUUGAAGGCUCUUUUUGGUCUUUUUUGUUUUGUUUUUUUUGUUUUGUUUAAUUUUUUUGUGUUUUUAUUUUUAUGAUUGUGUAUAGGGUGUUAGGAUGCAUUAUCCUGGGCCGUCUUGCAUUAAUGAUGCUUUAUAGUUUGGUUAGUCAGAAUCCAUUCAUGAGGCAAAUAAAUAAAAAAAAAAUCCCAUUCUGAAAUUUCUGUUGGAAUUUUUCGCUUAAAAUAUUUUAUUUUAGCAGAUUUCUUUUUUCUUUUCUUUGCUUGUACAUAAAUCUCACGUGGUUUUACAGAACAAUGAAGCCCACUAAAGUAGCUUUUUUAGUGUUUUAUAUCGAACAGAAUGCAAAAGAGAUUUUUUUGGGAGAAAGCAGUGUUUUCAGGAGAAUUUUAUGUGAGCGGUUAGGGGACCUCUACUACCAGCACCUGCCUGAUGGAUGCAUGUUCUAGCUAUAUAGAGUAUACUACUGCAUACAAAACUAUUACUGUCCUAUUUUUCUUCAGUAAAGCCUUUUUUACAGUUACAUUUUCCUGGAUUUCACACUCAGAAUUCAAUAUUCUCAGUAUUCUUGAAAAGUGGUAUAUUGCUAGUUUUUGUAAAGAAAAAAAAAAGAUUUAUAGUCAGAUUUUCUACAUUAAAUAUUUUUGUUAGUCCCUGUUGAAUGUAUCCGUGUUUUAACUGUGCGUAAACAUGAACAGCAGUUAGAACAUAGUGAAGUGGAAGUGGAAUCCUGGACACUGUAGAUUUGUAAAUCUUUGAUGUAAAAUUUUAAUGAUGGAUAUGUGACUCGUUGGUCUAAGUAACACUCUACUCUCUAACCCUCUAACUGGCCAUUUCUGUUUGUAUAUACAAAGAAAAUACUAUUAAAAGUAAAAUAAUGUAAUAUAAAGAGAUGAAUGCUGUUUGUUUCAUAGUGCAGAGUGAUUCUCACAGAGUCAGAAGGCACUCUUGCUGUAAAAGAGAUCAAAUUCAUUUGGACUUUAGUGUAUUUUUGUAUUUUCUAUGGUCUAACCAGGCCAGACCUCAGAGCCAGCAGAUGCCUAACACCUAACAGGACCUGAAGCACUGAGUCACUGCUAAUGCUGCCUUCAAGUCAUGUUGGAAUUAUUGUAUUUAACAAUGAGAAACUAGACAUAAAAAAGAUGAUUUAACAGAAAUUGCAGUGUUUCUUUAAUGCUUUACUCUUACCCACAUAUGAAUAGAUUAGAUUAGAAUUAUAUACUGAUAAUAUUCUGAUCUAUAAAAUUGCUCACAUAAUGUUCAUACUUUGCUCUUUGUUAAUUGUAAAUAUAUAUAUAUAUAUAUAUAUAUAUAUAUAUAUAUAUAUAUAUAUAUAUAUAUAUAUAUAUAUAUAUACUUGAAGUACUUUGGAAACAAAGAUUUGACCAAAAUCACUUAGCGUACGAACUUCUGUGGUGGACUUGAAGGCAGCAUAAGACUGAUAAGUGACCCUAGAUAACUAAACUGAAGUUAAUUGAGCCAAAAUUGACUUGAAAUUGUUUUAAAUACUUGUGAACUUCAGGCUAAUUCUUAAGAUUGUGCAGGAAGACAUUAUUGUCAUUAUUAUGUAAUUAUUUUGUGCAAUAGAAUUAGAAUGCAUUCUAAUACAUUUGCUUUUUGCUUUUUUUCCAUAAACACAUCACAACUGCAUCAUGUUACAUAGAUUUCAAUCUGUGAUACAAGAAAUAUAAACAUCCUGUCUUAAACAUGUUAAGUAAUGCUGUAUAUAAACAAAAGUCAUCUCAGUCAACAACAAACACAUUCCAAAGAAAACAUCGACCGUCUGUACCUUUUGUUGGUUAUUUUUCCUUUCCCCACCCAAAACAAAUCCCAGAUCUGAAAUUGGCCCAAACUUUUAACAGAUCAUGUGUAUUGUUUUUUUUUUCGGAACUCUCAAUAGGGAGAACAUUUUCUCUCUUUAUUUAAUUAUUUAGUUUUAUUUUAUUUUACAUUACAUCUGAUCCAUAUUUGACCUAUAUGUUCUUUUAUACUGUUUUCCUCUGUACUCUCAGCAGCUGGGAGACAUUUUAUUUUAUUGUUAUAUCAGAUUUAUAAUUGGCCCAAGCUUUAACAAGUUUUUCCAAAUUGGGUGAAUAUUUUUAUCUAUAUGUGUGUGUGUAUAUAUAUAUGUGUGUGUGUAUGUUUAGCUUUUUUCUUUUUUUCCCCGAAAAACUUUUUAAUUAUUUUUUUCAGCUUAAAUGGAAGUGGUGUGAAGCUGGACAGGGUGUCAUGAUGUUAAAUGGACUACACGGGUUAAUGGCUCUCCUCAGGGACACAGAUAACUGUAAAGAACGAGAAGUCCUUUUACUCUCCAUUUCUUCAUUUUACUCACAUUCUAACCCGUCUCCCUUCUUUCCUGCUUUGCUUUUACCACUGUAACCAAGACAAGAAGCCCAGCAUUGUGUUUCAGCCGUAUCCAAAGGACUUUUUGUUUGGUUUUGCUUUGUUCCCCCUUUAUUUUUUAUUUUAUUAUUUUUUUUUUUUGCACAGACCAAAAAAAGUCACAGAAGAAAUUUCAAAUAUAUUUCAAGUAUAUAUUUGUUUUGCUGUAAAAAAUAAUUUGAAGCAUAGUAUUAGUUGUGUAAUUGACUGUGUUCCAAAAAAUAAAUAAAUAAAAGCAUUGUCUGCUUUUAUUUUUAUUUUAUUUUUUGGAACACAGUCAAUUAUUAUUAUCCAAUUGUAUUUUCCAUUCAUUCUAUCACCUUUUUUUUUUUUUACCGAAAACCAUUUGCUGGUCAAAUUAGCAUCCUCCAGUGUUACCCAGGCGCUCCAUCCACUAACACGUUUACAGUGUCACCACACCUGGUGCUCAACAAAGAGCUUUUUCUGUACAAUUACAAUUAUAAUGUAGAUAUAGACUAUAAAACAUUCUGCCUAGCUGUGCACAGAUGACCGUUUAAGACGUAACUGACACAAAAACUGUGCUGAACUUGUGUUUGUGCUGUUCCUGGACCUGCUGUUGGCGUAGUCACAUCUGUACAGCAACCGGCGUAGCAAACAGGCUUUUGACGAGGUGAAGAGUCGACUUGAUUUCUGAAUGUUUCGAGCGCUUUUGACUGUAAAUUCUCUGUGCUGUUGUAUUUUCCUGUAUUUGUCUCGGUGGAAUAAGUGAUCCAUCCCUCCCGUUUGGAUUUUUGUUCUUUUUCUUUAUUUUCUGUGAAUACCUGUUUGAGUUCUGUCUACACUUUCUAUCCUCUAUCCUCCAGUCUGUUAACAGUUGUACUUGUGCAAAAUCAGUUUGAUGACAGAAGUAAAUUGUUGAAACUGG